This is a messenger RNA of Manis javanica (Malayan pangolin), 940 nucleotides long. It is a transcript of the gene MYL1, whose product is annotated as myosin light chain 1. Gene Ontology annotation, molecular function: calcium ion binding. Gene Ontology annotation, cellular component: myosin II complex; contractile muscle fiber. The record is from RefSeq and is a predicted model, not a curated record. Lineage: Eukaryota; Metazoa; Chordata; Mammalia; Pholidota; Manidae.
UUUUUUUGUGACCCAUCCUUUUACACAAAAUGGCACCAAAGAGGGACGUGAAGAAACCCGCUGCAGCCGCUGCCCCAGCCCCUGCUCCAGCACCUGCCCCUGCCCCUGCCCCAGCCAAACCCAAAGAAGAAAAAAUUGACCUCUCUGCCAUUAAGAUCCAGUUCUCUAAGGAACAGCAGGAUGAAUUCAAGGAGGCAUUUCUCCUGUUUGACAGAACGGGUGAAUCUAAGAUCACCUUGAGCCAGGUCGGUGACGUCCUUCGUGCUCUGGGCACAAAUCCCACCAAUGCAGAGGUCAAGAAGGUCCUGGGAAACCCCAGCAAUGAAGAGCUGAAUGCGAAGAAAAUUGAGUUUGAACAGUUUCUGCCCAUGAUGCAAGCCAUCUCCAACAACAAGGACCAGGGCACCUAUGAGGACUUUGUGGAGGGUCUGCGUGUGUUUGACAAGGAAGGCAACGGCACGGUCAUGGGUGCUGAGCUCCGUCACGUGCUCGCCACCCUGGGGGAAAGAAUGAAGGAGGAAGAAGUAGAAGCCCUGAUGGCAGGUCAAGAAGACUCCAAUGGCUGCAUCAACUAUGAAGCUUUUGUCAAGCAUAUAAUGUCUAACUAAAAGGAGCUCUCAAGAUCAAGCAUUGUUUAGGAAGACUGGCUGGAAACGUAUCUUAAUAACACCCAUGACAAACUGUCCAAAUCUGUUUGCCAUCAUUCAUAAAAACAAAAUCAUGUGGACUGCUCUAGACUGAAGGACUUCCUGAGUUUUUAUAUACCUUCUGUUCCUCUCUGAACUGUAUUUAUCACACAAACCAAAUGCCUCCUGCUCUAGAUGAGAAGGAUAAAAUCCUGAAUAUAAUCUCAAAUCCAAGCACCACUCUUCAUUUUCAACCAUGGGUCAAAGAACAUCCUUAUAAUAAUAAUAAAUAAUUUUGGUCAGUCUAGAAUGUU